UUUUCAAUUCGGCAGGGAUCGUUUCUUCCGCAGUCCGCAUUUGAAAAUUGAAAGUUCGAAUACACCUAGAUUAAAAAGUUGCGUAUAAAUUUCUCGAAAAUGUGUAAAAUGCUCGUUAUGUAUUCAGCCCGCGUCAGCCAAAUUGUUUGGAUCUUUCGCGUGUCAUAGACAGGAGGCUUUGUGCGAAUGGCGAGUUGAGGCUGCCGAGAAACCGUUGCGAGGAUAAAAACAUGACAGUGUGCAGUAUAUUCUCUGUCUGAAUAGACGACGUCUGUCGUUGGUCGCCUGAUAUAUCCUCCACGGGACCUUCGGGAUUGUGCCGAGCAGACGACCUUAUCUGAAUAUUUAUUUCCUUUGUGAAUUGAGCCCAGUGGUCAGUUUGCCUUUGGCUUUUAGUGGAAUUGGGUUCAAUUCGACGUCCGCAGGUUUAGUCAUUCUGCUAUUCAUACGUAUACAUCUCGAUAAAGUUCUCGCGAUUCGGGUACUCCGCAGUGCAGGGACAUGGAACGAUGGGCAGGUAAGGUCGCCAUCGUAACUGGCGCCUCGGCUGGAAUCGGUGCAGCAGUUGCAAAAGCUCUGGUCAAAAAAGGAUUCACGGUUGUUGGUCUGGCCAGACGGAAGGAUCGCGUUGAACAACUUGCCACAGAAUUGAAAGAAGAUCCGGGAAAGUUACACGCCUGCAAAUGCGAUCUUGCCAAGGAGGAAGACAUCCUUGCCGCCUUUCGUUGGAUCAAAGAUCAAUGGGGAGGCGUUGACGUCCUCGUAAAUAAUGCAGGCGUCAUCAAGUUAUCCACCCUUACAAAUGGGAGUACCGAGGACUGGAAGCAGACCCUGGACAUUAACGUUUUGGCGGUUUGCAUCUGCACGAGGGAAUCCAUGGCGCUAAUGAAGGAUCGUGAGCAUUGUCAUGUGAUCAAUAUUUGCAGCACUGCUGGACAUCAGAUUCCGAACAUAGUUCCAUCCCUGCUGAACGUCUAUCCCGCAAGCAAGCACGCUCUUCGAGCUAUUUCGGAUACUCUGAGGAUGGAGUGUGCCCGCAAUAAGAGGAGGAUCAAAGUCACGAACCUGAGUCCGGGCACCGUGCAGACGGAAAUUGUGGUGGGUUUUGGAAAUUUAUCGGAAAAAUUGAGCGAAGAGGAUAUGGCGGAGCUUUCCCAGCACAAGGUAACUCUUCAGUCGAAAGACAUUGCGGACGCAGUGCUCUACGUUUUGGAAACACCCCCGCACGUGGAGAUACGCGAGUUGAUUAUAAAGCCGUUGGGAGAAAUUUUGUAAACCUGCAGUCGACGAGGAUGAUUACAUACUUCGUUAGAUUGUUGGUACGCCAAUACAAGAAUCUGAUUUUAUAUAAUUUUCAUCCCAGAGAGAAUGGAGCGAAUCGUAAUAAGUUUUCUUAUUUAUUCGCACACCCUUGUGAUAACAGCUGACAUAUUAAUCUCGGUGAUAAUAUUUAUGAGACUGAAAAUAUAUCCAGUAUUAACAAUCAGAUCAGAUUAUCGAUCUCAACUAUGUACUAGGCAUGAAUCUCAAUAAAAGUGUGGUACAAAUGGUCU
Diprion similis is the source of this 1553-nucleotide messenger RNA. RefSeq names its product farnesol dehydrogenase-like. The transcript is spliced from 5 exons. The record is from RefSeq and is a predicted model, not a curated record. The coding region runs from base 502 to 1275 and encodes 257 amino acids. Lineage: Eukaryota; Metazoa; Arthropoda; Insecta; Hymenoptera; Diprionidae.